CUUUUUGAUUCGUCUCACUCUUCUGCUUUUCUGUCAACUCGAGAUUCAUCUCAUUCGAAUUCCGUUCUUCCAUCGUUCGUUGCGGUAGAGUGGAACAGCCAGGUGGUGUGGCGCUUUCGGAGUAUUGACCUCGGCGCGACUGUCCACGGCCGGCUCAUUGCGUCGUGGUGGGUGGAAAGUACAAGACGGGCGUGCUUGCAUCUUGGUCCAGGUUGCUUGCUGGCUAGGCUGUGAGCUACGUACCUUCUCACUAAAAGGGCACUUCGACCAGCCAGAAAUCCGGGUUCUUUGACAGCCAGCCAGCUCGCGUGUUGUACAGCGCAUUGCAAGACGGCUUCUUUCGGCCAAGCUAGCCGCGCCUGGUUGUUGUACCGCAUCACCAUCCAUUGCAACGAGAACAUAUACGUCCCCAACAACGACCAACCAACACAUAUCCUCGCGAGGACAUCAUCGACCGUCACCCGUCCGCUCGACGACAUCAUUCACACCGCGCGUUCGCCAACAAGCAGGGGCCCGCGCAACCGCUGUUUUGCGGCUUGAGCUGCAGCUCGAGGGAAGCCAUUGCGAGAUUGCGGCCGGCGCAAGCGUAGCGCGAUUAGAGUCGUUGAGUCGUCCAGCGGAUUCACCAUCGGAAGCAAGAGAAGAGCCAUUCGCAUUUGUGGCAGAGGAAGAAAGAGGUGAAACUCCGCCCUGCGCGCAGCCGAGACAUUUGCCAUCACGAUGCCAUUGUGCGGCGGGACGAAGACGGUGCAGCGCAAGCUGGUAUUGCUAGGCGACGGUGCUUGCGGAAAGACUUCAUUGCUUAACGUGUUCACGAGGGGAUAUUUCCCAACAGUAUACGAACCCACCGUCUUCGAGAACUACGUCCACGACAUCUUCAUCGACAAUGUCCACGUGGAACUCUCCUUAUGGGAUACCGCCGGGCAAGAAGAAUUCGACCGACUCCGAUCGCUCUCGUACGAUGACACCCACGCCAUCAUGCUCUGCUUCAGCGUCGAUUCGCCCGAUUCAUUAGAGAACGUGGAAAGCAAAUGGGUAGGAGAAAUUGCUGAGAACUGCCCCGGCGUAAGAUUAGUGCUCGUUGCGCUCAAGUGCGAUUUGCGAGAGGCGAAAGACGAGGAUGAUGACGGGGCAGCCCCAGCAAGAGAGGGAAAGAAGGAGUUGAUCGAUUAUAAAGCCGGACUCGCGGUUGCGGAAAAGAUCAAGGCGUUGAGAUAUCUUGAAUGCUCCGCCAUGAAGAAUCGAGGCGUUAACGAAGCCUUCACCGAGGCCGCACGCGUGGCAUUACAAGUCAAGAAUGUCAAGGGCGAUAAGUCGUCUGCUGCGAGCUGCUCCAUGAUGUAAAGGAGACGGCCACGCCACAGCUUUCAUGAAAGAGAGGGAAGGGCGAAUCUUGUUUGUGUGUGUGCAUACUAGCAGUUUUUCCGGUUUCGCUUUUUUGCUGUCCUCAAGUGGCUUUUCCUAUUUAUUGCUCUUUUUCGCGUUGUUUUGUCGAGAACCCGAUAUACCCCCUCGACUACUACGACGACGACAGCGAUGCCCGCGAUAUAUAUACUACUACUAGUCAGCGCGAGAAGGAAUAUAUCUGUCUAUCUUGUGUUCAUCGGCGGAUCUCAAAAUCAUGAAGGCAGGGUGCGGAUACAUCGAGGAGGUUGUGCUGAUGCCUCGCGAUAUACGGAGUUCAAGUCGCCUUUCUGAUUUUCGGACAUACACG
Messenger RNA from Cercospora beticola, 1714 nucleotides. RefSeq names its product Rho family GTPase RHO3 (gene RHO3). The record is from RefSeq and is a predicted model, not a curated record. NCBI's taxonomy places the organism in Eukaryota, Fungi, Ascomycota, Dothideomycetes, Mycosphaerellales, Mycosphaerellaceae. Gene Ontology annotation, biological process: small GTPase-mediated signal transduction. Gene Ontology annotation, cellular component: cytosol. Gene Ontology annotation, molecular function: GTPase activity; GTP binding; protein kinase binding.